AUGAACUAUCAGAAUCUAGCCGGAGGAACGACGGUGGCUUCACAGCAGAGCACCGCGCCGUCCUACUCGUACGCGGCUCCAUCAUAUCCUCAACCGAGCCCUCAGCAGAAUGUCCCACUUGCUGCCGCUAGGGAUGCACCCGCUGAUUUUGGUGACAGAGCCGGGGAAAAUUUCUCCAACCCGCUAGCCCAGUUCGCGGCUCAAGCUCCACAGCUUUUCAACGGUGCUCCUCCUCCUCAAGGUCAGCAACAGGGGAACUACAUGUAUGGUGGAGAUGGAGGGAACAUGCAACAACAGGCUUAUUACAAUAACGCGAUGGACUACUCUGGGAACCGAUACAGUUAUGGUGGGUAUAACGGAGGUGGUUACCCGGCCUAUGGCGGCUAUGAUGCAUUUGGGUAUGGCUAUUAUGAAGAUCAGUUGGGCGCUAAUCUCAAGGCGGUACAGUGGGAAAAAUACACUUUGACCGAGUUCCAGAAGCACUUCUAUGUAGAGCAUCCACGGGUUGCGGCUAUGACUCCUGAAGAGGUCGAGCUUGUAAGAAGGAGACUGGACAUCGAAAUCAUACACGGGGUUGAUGUUCCAAAUCCCAUCACGCAGUUCGAAGAGGCAUGCCUACCAGACUAUAUAAUGGUGGAGAUUCAGAAGGCUGGUUUUGUGAGCCCUACUCCUAUUCAAGUGCAGGGCUGGCCAGUCGCACUAUCUGGUCGGGAUAUGGUUGGUAUUGCUGAAACUGGGAGUGGCAAAACACUAGCCUUUCUAUUGCCAGCUGUGGUGCAUAUAAAUGCACAGCCGUACUUGCAAAAAGGGGACGGCCCGAUUGUGUUGGUCUUGGCACCAACGAGAGAGCUCGCGUUGCAGAUUAAGGAAGAGUGUGACCGCUUCGGUAGAAGUUCACGAAUUUCCAAUACAUGCUGUUACGGUGGUGUGCCUAGAGGGCCCCAGGCUAGAAUGCUCCAGAACGGGGUUGAGAUAUGCAUUGCCACUCCAGGGCGGUUGAUCGAUUUCUUGGAGUCGGAAGUUACGAAUUUGAGAAGAGUUACUUACCUAGUGCUUGACGAAGCUGAUCGUAUGCUGGAUAUGGGCUUCGAACCUCAGGUUCGUAAAAUAGUUUCCCAAAUAAGACCGGACAGACAAACUCUGAUGUGGUCGGCGACUUGGCCUAAAGAUGUGCAGCAGCUCGCCAGGGAUUUGUGCAAUGAGGAACCAGUGCAUGUCACUGUGGGUCAAUCUGGACAUGCUUGCCACAAUAUUCAACAGUUCGUUGAGGUCGUUGAGGAGAACGUCAAAUCAGAACGUUUACAAGCACUAAUGCGAGCAGUUGCCUCUGCCAGUGGGGGAGUUUUCGACGCCAAGGCCCUCAUUUUCACUGACACGAAGCGGUGCGCUGAUGAUAUUACUAGAGUGCUCCGUCGUGACGGCUGGCCUGCCCUGUCAAUUCAUGGUGAUAAGAAGCAGUCUGAACGCGAUUGGGUACUCGCGGAGUUCAAGAGCGGUAGAAUGCCUAUUAUGAUCGCCACCGAUGUGGCUAGUCGUGGCCUUGAUGUCAAGGACGUUAAGUAUGUGAUAAACUAUGAUUUUCCCGGUACGGUAGAGGACUAUGUUCAUCGAAUUGGCCGUACUGGCCGAGCUGGUGCGCAUGGUACUGCUUAUAGUUUUUUCACCGCCGACAAGGCGAAACUUGCCAAGCCUCUGAUUGGUAUUUUGAGGGAGGCGUCUCAACCCGUGCCCGAAGCCCUCGAACGUCUAGCUUUCGCGAGCAAUGGUAUGAAUGAUAAUGGAGGAAAAGGAAAGGGUCGUUACGGCAAAGGGAAGGGAUAUGGAGGCUAUGGAAAAGGGAAAGGAAAAGGAGGAGGAAAGGGCCCUGUAGGAAGUGGAGCGAAUGCGAUGCCUGUGGGAGGAAUGAAAGGCAAAGGUGGUCCUCCUAGCAAAGGCUUCCGUAGUGGCUUCAAAGGCGGAAUGUAA
Messenger RNA from Perkinsus marinus ATCC 50983, 1965 nucleotides. Its product is annotated as RNA helicase, putative. Gene Ontology annotation, cellular component: ribonucleoprotein complex; nucleus; cytoplasm. The record is from RefSeq and is a predicted model, not a curated record. Gene Ontology annotation, molecular function: ATP binding; RNA helicase activity; RNA binding. Lineage: Eukaryota; Perkinsozoa; Perkinsida; Perkinsidae. Bases 1 to 1965 code for a protein of 654 amino acids. The transcript is spliced from 6 exons.